AAUAAUGAAUUUAGGUUAAUAUUCAGGACAGGAGUGUUGGUUGGCUGUUGGCAUAUAUCAACCUUGAGAUUCACGGCAGCCGCAACACAACGCCAACAGGUAGAGAGAGACAGGACAGCGCGUCUUAAAUUGGAAUCAGAAACGGAAAGAGCCUUUCAUAAACAAAAAAUAAAAAAGAAAAUAAAACAGGGAGAGAGAGAGAGAGGGCGCAUCCUUAGGAACAAAAGAUAUUUUUGUAUCCAUCCCAUCCCAUCCAAAUUUGAAGGCGUGUUUGUUGUGUGUGGCGUUUAGGGUUUCUCGAUCUUCGUCAAUAAUCGUCGUCUCCAUUUCAGUCGGGGUUUUAGUCUUCCUCUUUCCAAUACACUACAUACAGGGUGAGGGCGUGAUCUCUUGGAAGCAUGCGAACUUCAUGGGCUGAUUUGGCUGCCAAUUCGGCGCCUGAAAAUGCGGGAACCUCUAACUCCACAGCUCCUUCGCGGCCGGUUUAUGUGCCUCCGCAUCUGAGAAACCGUGGACCAUCGGAAUCCCCUGCUCCACCACCUACAUCAAAUAAUAAUAAUAAUAAUAAUAAUAAUAAUAAUAAUAAUAAUAAUAAUAAUAAUGCGGGAUCACGGUGGGGUGCUCUGCCAGCCAGAAACGGAUGGGGCAACAGAAGUUGUGGUAGUUGGGAUCGGCGCGAAGUGAAUCCCUUCGGGGAUCAGGAGGAGGCAGCAGCAGCGUUUGGCGGCGAGGAGCAGCAGGAAAACACGGGAAUUAACUUCGAUGCGUAUGAGGACAUUCCGGUGGAGACGAGCGGUGAAAACGUGCCCCCGGCUGUGAAUACUUUUGCGGAGAUUGACUUGGGCGACGCGCUUAGUCAGAACAUUAGACGCUGCAAAUAUGUGAAGCCAACGCCGGUUCAGCGGCAUGCCAUACCGAUAUCCCUUGCGGGACGGGAUUUGAUGGCUUGUGCGCAGACUGGUUCCGGAAAGACUGCAGCAUUCUGUUUCCCAAUCAUCAAUGGGAUUAUGAGAGGCCAAGCCCAACCCCUCCAGAGGCCCCCUCGCGGCGUCCGCAUAGUCUACCCACUUGCCCUUGUUCUCUCACCAACUAGGGAGCUAUCCAUGCAGAUACAUGAAGAGGCUAGAAAGUUUUCAUACCAGACAGGGGUUAGGGUCGUUGUUGCUUAUGGUGGAGCUCCAAUUAAUCAGCAGCUCCGGGAACUUGAGAGAGGGGUGGAUAUCCUUGUUGCAACUCCAGGAAGAUUGGUAGAUUUACUGGAGAGAGCUAGAGUUUCAUUGCAGAUGAUCAGAUAUUUGGCCUUAGAUGAGGCAGAUAGAAUGCUGGAUAUGGGUUUUGAGCCACAAAUAAGGAAGAUUGUAGAACAAAUGGACAUGCCCCCAGCAGGUGCCAGACAGACUAUGCUGUUCAGUGCUACAUUUCCAAAAGAGAUACAGAGACUUGCCUCUGAUUUCCUUUCAAAUUAUAUUUUUCUGGCUGUUGGAAGAGUGGGCUCAAGUACUGAUUUAAUUGUCCAAAGAGUUGAGUAUGUUCAAGAGUCUGACAAGAGAAGUCACCUCAUGGAUCUUCUUCAUGCACAGAAGGCAAACGGUGUACAAGGAAAGCAAGCUUUGACUUUAGUUUUUGUGGAGACAAAGAAGGGAGCUGAUUCUCUAGAGCACUGGUUGUGCCGUAAUAGUUUUCCAGCAACUACUAUUCAUGGUGACAGGACACAACAGGAAAGAGAAUUGGCAUUAAGGUCAUUUAAAAGUGGCAACACCCCCAUAUUGGUUGCAACUGAUGUGGCUGCACGUGGUCUUGAUAUUCCUCAUGUUGCCCAUGUGGUUAACUUUGACCUUCCUAAUGAUAUUGAUGAUUAUGUACACCGAAUUGGAAGGACAGGGCGAGCAGGAAAGAAAGGCCUGGCAACUGCAUUCUUUAAUGACAACAAUGCAUCCCUAGCAAGGGCUUUAGCAGAUCUGAUGCAAGAAGCAAAUCAAGAAGUGCCUGAUUGGCUCUCACGGUAUGCUGCUCGCUCUUCCUUUGGUGGUGGAAGGAACCGUCGAUCAGGAGGAAGCCGUUUUGGUGGCCGUGACUUUCGAAGAGAGGGUUCUUUUAGUAGGGGUGGUUCUGAUUACUACAGUGCAGGAAACAACAGUAGUGGAUAUGGCAAUUCUGGUGUGUAUGGUGCAGGAUACGGUCCUGGGGUAACCAGUGCUUGGGACUGAUUUUCAACCUGAUAGCAUUAUAUACUGUCUUGGGUAUUAGGUGCAGACAUACACCUAGGGUGAUUUUUCUCCCUUUUUUGUCUUCUUUUUAAGUUUAUGGUCUUUAAAUUUAUUUUUACCUUGGUGUUUCAAGCCUAUUCAUUUUGUGCGGUUUAUAAUGCUAAUCACUAAAGGGAGAUGUGGGUGUGUAUGUGGCAUCAUUACCGCAUCAGUAGAGGUCGUGCAGUGUCAGUAGGUGUUGGCAAUGGCGAUUACUAACUUAUUAGGAGUUCUUUAACAACUUUCUGUACUCUUCAUUUUGGGUGGUUAUUUUGGUGGGAGAAAGGUUGUAGAAUACGCUGUGGGAAAGGUGGUGGCAUUUCUUUACAGUCGUAUCUAUUUAUCUCUUGAUCAUGUUUCUACCCAACAUAUGUUGUCAUCUUGAUUUCCCCAUUUUGGUGGGCUAAGGUUUUGUAAUAUUUUAGUGGUGACUGAAAUGAAUGAAAAGUAUUCUUGCCGGAUGUAUGUAUUGACAUAUUUGUGUGGAAAUAUCUGUUCAUGGUGUC
This is a messenger RNA of Glycine soja, 2752 nucleotides long. RefSeq names its product DEAD-box ATP-dependent RNA helicase 52C-like. Gene Ontology annotation, molecular function: RNA binding; ATP binding; RNA helicase activity. The transcript is spliced from 6 exons. Gene Ontology annotation, cellular component: nucleus. The record is from RefSeq and is a predicted model, not a curated record. NCBI's taxonomy places the organism in Eukaryota, Viridiplantae, Streptophyta, Magnoliopsida, Fabales, Fabaceae. The coding region runs from base 399 to 2207 and encodes 602 amino acids.